Molecule: messenger RNA, 1873 nt
Organism: Vitrella brassicaformis
Lineage: Eukaryota; Vitrellaceae
Source: the annotation of a GenBank genome assembly
CACGAAUAUGCACUCCGGCCGGUAUAGAACGCGCCGCACGACUGUCCCUCUCUCUGAUGUGACUGACGAAUGUGCACCCACCUCCCUUGACGUACACAGACAGACAGGCCAUCCAUCCAUCCAUCCAUCCAGUCUUCUCUGUGCUGUCCAUACCGUCGGAAAUGACAGAGAGCGGCAGACCACAACACGCCACACCACACAGACACAGACGGGGUGAACACAUUUCAAAACCCAUCAUUCGGUCACGCAGGCAGGCAGACAGCCAGGCGGAAAGGAAAAAGCUGUUGCUAAUUCCCACGCACGAGCCAAGAGGCAGCAGCGAACAUGCCUUUUGAUCUCUCUCCCUGCCUCUCUUCGUAGUCGCUGUGGCAUGGGGAGGGGCAGACAGACAGACAGACCCGGAGAGAGAGAGUUUGGCACGCCACACAAUACAUGUACACCUCUUUUCAAAAUCAAUCAGAGAAUGCCGAUGAGUGUGUGCGUCUUGUGUCACGCUAGCCAUGCCGACGCACGCCAUCAAUUAGCUAUAAGGACGGUAAAACGAACACACACACACACACAGAGAGAGAGAGAGAGAGAUCCAUAUGUCUUGUGUGUGUCUGUUUGGCUGUGUGUGUGUGUGUGUCUGGAUCAGGCGCGUUGCUCGAGAGCAAGGAACAAAGGAGAGACCACACACUCACACCCAGACAGGAAGGCAGGCAGACAGACAGUCAGGCAACACGUGGAUGCACUCACCCCCGAAGAAAAUGCAGCCACGUUCCUCCCCUCUCUCUUUUGCAUACAAGUCACCCACAUGGGUAUGUAGCCAUCUCCCUUACACCCCCCCAUGCAGGCAGACAGCCAGGCAGCGAUAGAAUGGUAUAUGCUCAGCAUGUGUGUGUGGGUGUUUGGCGCAGCGCCACGUGCUCACUACUUCUUCCAAAAUGACUUCUUCUGCUUCUCUCGCACGCAGAACUUGUGCGGCCAUCCAAAGACAUCGUCUUGUUCAAUUCGCGUGCACACCUUCUGUGCGUCCUGGUCAGAGAGGCAGAUGCCCCUGACGGCCGACUCAGCGUAGCUAGUGCGGCGUAUGUCUAUCACACAGACGGGCUCCUUGCCGCCGCAUUCUGGCCAAUGGACGACGAGCAGCCCGUCUUCAUUCUUACCCACCGAGCACGGGUCCUCUUUGAUGGUCGCAACUGCAGACAGACAGCGUACCCCCGGCUACCCCUGUAAAGGUACGUACGGUGUGUGCGUGCCUUUCUGCGCGCUGCCGGCUAUCGCGGCGAUCUGCCCCAGCGCAUUGGUGAUGGCUUCCAUGGCCGUGGCAGUCAGUUGCUGGGCGGUCGUGUGCAUGUGAUGAGCGGCCGUGAGGGUGCUCUUGGCGUGGUCGAGCUGCAGCUGCACCGAUGACAUCUGCUGGGCCUCCAACGCCACGGACAUCUCACCGCCUGCAGCCACCCAUCGAACACAUCAACCAACAUCAGUGAACACAGACAGAUCCGACGAAUGAGUCCACAUAUCGGACCCGGCCACCUACCGAGCUCUGCAGCCAGCCAUAGAUGGAUCAGCCAUCCAGCCAUCCGACGGACAAAAGAAAAGCAGAAAGAAAGAGACAGCAUGGCAGAUCUGCCACCGUUCGAUGGUCGGUUCGGUGUGGGUGUGCCCCCCUGUGGCUUACGUCGGGCAUAGUUGCGCUGAGCCGCCAGCAACGGCUGCACAAUGGCCGCCAGGCCCACCACCACGACCAUACCGAAGCCAAAACGCAUUAUGGCGGCUUGGCUAAAGCUCCGCAGACGGACGGACGGACGGACGUCGGAAUGAACCAACAAACGAUGCGUGACGCUCGUGAGAAAACUUCAGAUCUCCGGGGGAUUUCCGGCGAAAGUCCGCG